GGCUGGGAUAAACCCUCUGGAGGGGACUUCAGGGCAGAGGGCGGAUUGGAAGGCUUUGGGACUAGGACACACUUGGUAUUGGGGCUUGGAGCCCUGAAAAUAGACUGGAAGUUAGGAGGUGAGAGGUGAGUGGGUGGAUGUGUCUGCCUUCCUGGUCCACGCCCUGUACUGAUAUGCUCUGUGUAGAUUUCUGUGUAGAUCAGAAGGCCUGGGCCAGGGAGCGGAAGGAAGGGGAAGAGAAGACCCUUUUGGAGCAGAACAUAGGGCGAGUCCUGAAUUUGGGGGUUCCCCUAAGUCCUUUCAGUAACGACCAUGGAAGUGGAGUCUCGGGGGGCAGACUGCCUCUCGUCCCCUCACCCCUUCUUUGCCUGGCAGAUCUCCAGGACACAGCUUCCUUGGCCCUGAAGUUUGAGUUUAACCCAAAGCUGGGCAUUGAUAAUCCUGUCCUCUCCCUGGCUGAAGACUACGACCCUUCUGAUCUCUGGAGCCUGGAACGGCCUCGCUUCUACCUGCUGAAUAAAGAGGAGGGCAGGACUUUUGGCUUCCACCUGCAGCAGCAGCCGGGCAGGGCUGGGCAUGUGGUGUGCAGGGUGGAGCCAGGCUCUUCCGCCCAGCACCAGGGUCUUCGAGAAGGGGACUGGAUCCUGGGGGUGAACAACCACGUGGUGGAACAUGAAGAUUAUUUGAUGGUGAUACGCCGGAUCCGGGCCAGCGGGCCUCGGGUGUUGCUGACAGUCUUGGCGCAGCACGUGAACGAGGUGGCCCGAGCUCAGCGGGGGAACAACGCCCACCUCUGUCCCCCUCUCGGCCAGGGGGUCCGGCCUCGGCUGUGCCACAUAGUGAAAGACGAGGGCGGCUUUGGCUUUAGUGUCACCCAAGGACAUCGGGGUCCUUUCUGGCUAGUGCUGAGCACUGGAGGAGCAGCUGAGCGGGCAGGAGUGCCCCCUGGGGCCCGGCUGCUAGAAGUGAAUGGGGUCAGUGUGGAAAACCUCACGCAUAACCAACUCAACAGGAAGCUUUGGCAGAGUGGCAAGCAGGUGACCCUGCUGGUGGCAGGGCCAGAGGUGGAGGAACAGUGUCGCCAGCUGGGAAUGCCCCUGGCUGCGCCUCUGGCAGAGGGCUGGGCACUGCCCACCAAGCCCCGCUGUCUGCAUCUCGAGAAAGGGCCCCAGGGCUUCGGGUUCGUGCUCCGGGAGGAGAAGGGCCUUGACGGUCGCCUCGGUCAGUUCCUAUGGGAGGUGGACCCAGGACUGCCAGCGGAGAAGGCCGGGAUGCAGGCUGGGGACCGGCUGGUGGCUGUGGCUGGGGAGAGCGUGGAGGGGCUGGGCCACGAGGAGACAGUGUCCAAGAUCCGGGCGCAGGGCUCCCGUGUCUCCCUCAUUGUCGUCGACCCCAAGGCUGACCGCUUCUUCAGCAUGGUUCGCUUGUCUCCGCUCCUCUUCUUGGAGAGCACAGAGGCUCCUGACUCUCCCCGGGGUAGUGGCUCAGCCUCUGUGGUUGAGAGCAAGAGCCCACCUGUCGAAGACACAGCAGUGGCUCCUGUCCCCGGCAACUUCCGCCAGUGCUUCCUGUACCCUGGGCCUGGCGGUGGCUACGGCUUCCGACUCAGCCGUGCGGCCAGCAAGCCUGGUCUCUUCAUCUCCCAGGUGACCCUAGGAGGCUCCGCUGCCCAGGCCGGGCUGCAAACAGGAGACAUGAUUCUGGAGGUGAAUGGGUAUCCCAUGGGUGGAGACAAUGACCUGAAAAGACUUCAGCAGCUGGCUGAGGCAAAGCCACCCCUGUGCCUGAAGUUGGCGGCCAGAUCUCAGCAGGGCUUGGAAGCCUGGAUUCCCCCAGGGUCUAGAGAGGACGGGGUUCUGGCCUCAGAUCUGCUGUAGCACCCCGUGCUUGGCAAUGAUCUGCCCAAGCUUUCCUGUCUUCACCCUCCAGCCUGAGGUGGUAGGAGCUGAGAUGCUCUCUUUAAACCAGAAGCUGCAGCUUUAGGACUCCUGAUACCUCCAGUCACAGGAUUGUUCAAGGUCUCUCUCCCUUCCCAUGGGUCCACCUCCUGGAAGAGGGUGGGCCAGAGCCCUCAGGUGGGCCCAUGAGGGAGCUUCCUGCUUGAUUCUGGAGGAAGUCAUGUGGGGUCUUUGGGAGCUGUGCCCCAGAGAUGAAGAUCUGCUUGAGAUGAGCAGUGCAAUUUUGUGAUUUAUAACAAGAAAUAUAUAUUAGGUUUUUCCUAUCCUUUCCUGGCAGAGAGCUCCUAAAAUCCUUGGGAUUUCCUAAGUAAUAAGAGUGAUAAAGUUGUCUUCUGUUAUUCAUAAUAAGGCUCUUUCAAUUACAGCUAUCCUUGUUAAUGAGGUACCUUUUGGAAAGCACCUAAGAAUGGGGCACUGGUUUCCAGGAGAACCGAUCAUCUAAUUAGCGGGCUGGAACUUUCAGUGCCUCCGCCACCCUCAGUCUCCUGGGAGGGGAGAGGGGCAGGAGGUUGAAUUUAUCACAGUGAUCAGUGGAUUGGUUAAUCAUGCCUACAUAAUGAAGUCUCCAUAGAAACCCAGAAGCACAGGUUCAAAGAGCUUUCUUUGUUGAUGAACAUGUGGAGGUGCUGGGGGUGGCACACCUGGAGAGGGUGUGGAGCUUCCACGCUCAUACCCCAUCCCGUGUAUCUCUUGCAUCUGGCUGUUCUUGAGUUGUGUCCUUUGUAAUAAAAUGGUGAUCUAGUAAGUAAA
Messenger RNA from Cervus elaphus (red deer), 2708 nucleotides. RefSeq names its product PDZ domain containing 3 (gene NHERF4). The record is from RefSeq and is a predicted model, not a curated record. Lineage: Eukaryota; Metazoa; Chordata; Mammalia; Artiodactyla; Cervidae. The coding region runs from base 138 to 1877 and encodes 579 amino acids. Gene Ontology annotation, cellular component: apical plasma membrane. Gene Ontology annotation, biological process: protein localization to plasma membrane. Gene Ontology annotation, molecular function: protein-membrane adaptor activity; signaling receptor binding. The transcript has 10 exons.